CUGCUUUUCAUGCCCAAUCCAAGAGUUAGAACUUUAGAACUUAGAAGCAAGCAGAUUCGUCAUACACCGGCAGACCGGCUAAUACACCAUUCUUCUCCAAUUCAUAGUAAUUGCAGGAAAGAAUGGAUGCCAACAGGGGCCAAGGUGGAAUUCAGCUCUUGCUAGCUGCAGAACAAGAAGCUCAAUGCAUUGUCAAUGCUGCCAGAAAUGCAAAAAUGGGUAGACUAAAACAGGCCAAAGAUGAAGCUGAUAAAGAGAUCACUGAAUAUCGUGGUCACAUGGAAGCUGAAUUUCAGAAAAAAGUGGCAGAGACUAGCGGGGAUUCAGGUGCUAAUGUAAAGCGCCUUGAGAAAGAGACUCAAGCCAAGAUUCAACACUUAAAGUCAGAAGCUACAAGGAUCUCUCAGGAUGUCGUCCACAUGCUUCUGAGGCAUGUGACAACUUUGAAGAACUAAGCUAUUUUUGAGUAGGAUGGGUAUUAAGGAAAUGGUCAGGUUGCUGAUUUCUAAAACUUCCCUGGUACUUGAAUUGGAUCUAAUAAGUCUUGAUCGACGAAGAUGUUUUUUAUUCUUUUGUUUUACAUAUAUAUAUAUUGCAUGUAUUUAUUGAUUAGGGCGCUGCCUUUGAUCAAUAUUCAAAUAAACCACUUGAUUUUGCUCUCUUGUGGAUUUUCAGAAGUUUUUAAGUUGCAUUGGCUGAGUGCUUGUGGUUCGGGUUGAUAAGAUUGAGUGCCCGUUUGGGAGGGAUUUCCAGCAGGCAGCCGCGGCUUGGCAUUGCAAGUUAGGACGCACAUGGAAAGCCAGGAAGCUGUGUUUGGUGGAAACCCCGGAAAGCCAGAAAAACAAUGUCAUUGAGCUGAGAAAUCGACUUUCCGGUGAAACUAGUUUUGGUAGCUUUUCAGAAGCUUUUCAAUCAACAAAGAAGCCCUCCCAAACAGGCUCCAAAUUUAACUGAGUGGUACCAAAGAAAAAAAAAAAAA
This is a messenger RNA of Nelumbo nucifera (sacred lotus), 979 nucleotides long. Its product is annotated as V-type proton ATPase subunit G 1-like. Lineage: Eukaryota; Viridiplantae; Streptophyta; Magnoliopsida; Proteales; Nelumbonaceae. The record is from RefSeq and is a predicted model, not a curated record. Gene Ontology annotation, molecular function: proton-transporting ATPase activity, rotational mechanism; ATP hydrolysis activity. Gene Ontology annotation, biological process: proton transmembrane transport. Gene Ontology annotation, cellular component: vacuolar proton-transporting V-type ATPase complex; vacuolar proton-transporting V-type ATPase, V1 domain.